This is a messenger RNA of Prunus mume (Japanese apricot), 1596 nucleotides long. It is a transcript of the gene ATCSA-1, whose product is annotated as Transducin/WD40 repeat-like superfamily protein. Gene Ontology annotation, cellular component: Cul4A-RING E3 ubiquitin ligase complex; nucleotide-excision repair complex. Lineage: Eukaryota; Viridiplantae; Streptophyta; Magnoliopsida; Rosales; Rosaceae. The record is from RefSeq and is a predicted model, not a curated record. Gene Ontology annotation, biological process: protein polyubiquitination; transcription-coupled nucleotide-excision repair; proteasome-mediated ubiquitin-dependent protein catabolic process. Gene Ontology annotation, molecular function: protein binding.
AUGUGGCGGGAAAUCGGAGACAGAGAAGCGGGCAAGCUUCGCCCAAAUUCGUUCUCGAAUCGGAUUAAGUCAAAUCGGAUCCAAACGCUCCAACUGUCGAACCGCAAAGACAUCGUCUCCCCUCACCGAGGCUCCGUCAACUCUCUCCAGGUUGAUUUGACUGAGGGCCGGUACUUGUUAUCCGGUGCUUCGGAUGCUUCGGCGGCGGUGUUUGAUAUUCAGCGGGGGACUGAUUAUGAAGGAGGCGGCGUUAUCAGAAAGCACAAGUGCUUGUUCAUGGUGGAUAAGCAGCACGAGCAGGGGCACAAGUAUGCGGUGUCCUCGGCCAUAUGGUAUCCGGUGGACACGGGACUAUUUGUUACGGGUUCGUAUGACCAUCACAUUAAUGUUUGGGAUACGAAUACGACGCAGGUGGUGAUGGACUUUAAAAUGCCUGGAAAGGUUUAUAGGACUGCCAUGUCCCCCUUGGCAACUUCGCACAUGCUCAUUGCUGCUGGGACUGAAGAUGUUCAAGUUCGUCUCUGUGAUAUUGCCUCUGGAGCUUUUGCUCACACCUUGUCUGGUCACCGUGAUGGUGUAAUGACGGUGGAAUGGUCUACUUCUAGUGAGUGGGUUUUGGUUACAGGUGGAUGUGACGGUGCAAUACGUUUUUGGGACAUUAGACGUGCUGGAUGUUUUCUUGUUUUAGAUCAGUCCCAGUCUCAGCUUGGGAGACGUCCACCCAUCUUGAAACGCUCUACCAUGAUUAAGGGUUCAACAGCUAAGUCCUUGUCAGCAAGUCAAAGUUCAUUUGCAAAAGCACGGACACCACAAAUGAAACUCAUGAAUGCAAAGCAAUCACCUAUCGGUAAAAUUCCAGUAAAGGGAUCUCUGAAGCAAAGAUUACAUCCAGGGAUGUUGUCUAGUCAGGAUCGUGCGACUGCUCAUUAUGGUGCUGUUACUGGGCUAAAAGUUACUGAAGACGGCAUGUAUCUCUUAAGUGCAGGUUCUGAUUCAAGAUUAAGGUUGUGGGAUGUAGAAUCUGGCUGCAAUACUUUGGUGAACUUUGAAACUGUGCGUCUGCAAACCAGCAAGCCCAUACAGUUAGCCACAAGUCAGAAUUUGGCUCUUGUUUUUGUACCAUGCAUGACAGCUGUAAAGGCAUUCGAUAUGUGGUCAGGUAAAACAUCCCUGACAUUUCGUGGUCACUAUGAACAUGUGAACUGUUGCUGGUUUAGUUUGCAGGAUCAGGAAUUGUACACCGGUGGCAAUGAUAGACAAAUUCUAGUCUGGUCGCCAUCCAGAUCAGUUUCCGAUGAGGAUGAAGGACCCAAGGACGAGGAUAAUUGGAGUGACUAGCAUGCACUGUUGUUAUAUUCUAGAAUCUGACCCUCAUUUCUGCUAGGUAAAGCAUCUUUGUCAUAGCCUGGAGUUUUCUGUUUUGCUUUAAGAUCCAAAAGGCUUUACUUGAUAGGCACAAUAAUAAUCCUUGCAUUUUAUGUUUUUGCUGCCUGCAUAUGCAUGUAAAUGUAAACCCAUUUAAUGUAAAAUAAAGAGCAAAAUUGAUGGAAAAUUUGGUACGCUGAUGAAUUAAAAAGACAAAAAAACUGAUGAUUC